AUGUCGUUUCGGAAACGUCGCAAUGAGUCGGACGAGGAAUCGGAUGAGGAUUGCGAUUUGCCGAUUCGUCGCGAUGAUGAGGAUCCGAGCGACGGACCAUCGAACGCGAAAAAAUCGAGGAAUUUGUGGUCCGAUAUGCUUGUCGAGGAGCAACUUCUCAAAGAGGGCAAAAAGUUGGAGCUUGACAAGCCGCACACGAAGAAGAAGACGACAAUCCAUCGUGGUCCCGAAUCGUACGUGAUGCCGAAAGAUGAGCGAAACGCGAAGAAGCAAGCCGACGCGGAAGCGGCCGAAUGUCGUCACGAGACGCCGGCCAGCGAUGAUCCGUUCGGCGACACGCCGGACGCGCCGAGCGAGAAUUUCGGCGUGAAGAAGGCCGAUGAGAAGGCGAGACGAUCGCAUGAUGGCUGGUGGACGAAGCCGGGACACGCGCGAAAUUUCGGCGGCCGCGGCGGUGGCCAUCACCAUCCGCACAACAAAUGGCAUCCGACGAAAACGUCGGCACUACUCGCGCCCGAAUAUAGUCUUGAGAGUUUGCUGUCGGCCGAAUUCAUGGAGGGCCUACCAUUGGCGCAGCUCGGCGAGCAGAUGGCUCGCGUACUCGGCGAAAAAGAGCCGGCGACGAUCUCGAAGAUUGUCGAGGCGAUUGGUGAGGCGAACGCGCGCAAACUGUUCGAGAAGACGCGCGAGACGGAGAAGAAUGGCGGAAUGAUGACCAAAGAUGGUAGUCGUCGUCGUACGCCCGGCGGCGUCAUGAUAUUGUAUUUUCGCGAGGAUCCCGACGUCGCCGACGAUGUCAAAGACGCGAUUUUCGGCGACAUGCGCAAUAAUGUGAAGGAGCAUCGAAAGCAGAGUCGAAAACGCGCGCACGACUUCAACACCAAACUUGAAGAUAUGAAACGAGUAAUGGAAGGCGCGGCGGCUGUCGAAAAGAAGGCUGAUGGAAGCGAAAAAAUUGAAGACGGUGAAGACGUUGAGAGAAAAACGAAAGAGGAAAUGGAGACGAACUAA
Messenger RNA from Caenorhabditis bovis, 1011 nucleotides. The record is from the annotation of a GenBank genome assembly. Lineage: Eukaryota; Metazoa; Nematoda; Chromadorea; Rhabditida; Rhabditidae.